AUGACGAUCAAGGACAACGACACUAUACGCGCACAUUGGCGAUGCUUUGUGGCAUGCGGUCUCAUGGUCCUUUCGCCGUUUCAAUAUGGCAUUGACUUUGGUUUGAUAGGAGGCAUGCAGGCGAUGCCAGGCUUCCUGAAGAUCUACGGGCAUCCAGCUCCGAAUACAUCAAUCGGCUGGAACAUCUCGACGGUGCGGCAACAACUAAUUACGUCGCUGAUGACCCUUGGUGCUUUCGUCAGCUCAGCUACCGCAGGCUUGGUGGCUGCGAAAUUUGGUCGAAAGACCUGUCUGUGGAUGGCUUGCCUUGGCUGUGUUGUUUCUAACAUUAUAAUGAUGACCACGACAGAUAUCAAUGCCCUUUACGUUGGAAGGCUACUAAAUGGAUUAGCAAAUGGUUACUUUAUGACUUUCUCUCAACUAUUUAUCCAAGAGAGUAGUCCAGCCAAGUACCGUGGGCUCUUCCUGACCGCGUUCCAGUUUUGUACCUCUUUCGGCACACUAAUCGGUACAAUCGUGGACUGGGCAACGGCAUCGCGGCCUGAUCGAUCAGCUUAUCUGAUUCCUUUAGGACUUAUCUAUAUUGUUCCUCUUUUCUUGACCGUUGGCCUGUUCUUUAUACCCGAGUCUCCCCGCUGGCUGAUCCUGCAAGAUCGCAUCGAAGAUGGUCACAAAUCCCUUAAGUGGCUAAGGCCGACUGGUGCGCAAGUCGACAUCGAAGUCGCGGAAAUAAAGGCGGCCAUUGACAAAGAACGUGAGAUGGGUAGCCAGGUCAGCGUGUUAGAUAUGUUCAAGAAUCCCAUAGAUAGGAGACGUACGAUUCUCGCCGUCUGCGGAGUAACCCUACAGGCUGCUACAGGCUCUAUGUUUAUCAUAUCAUACAAGGCAUACUUCUUCACUAUGGCCAAGGUAGCCAACCCCUUUGCGAUGGGUUGCGUCCUCAGCGCAAUUGGCCUAUUUGCCAUCGUUCUCAACUCCCUGAUCGUAGUGCGAUACGGUCGACGCCGCGUGCUUCUAAUGGGUGGUCUUGGAAUUUGUGGCAUCCUACAGUUAAUCGUCGCAGUGGUAUACGAUCAAAACCCUGGCGCAAAGGCUACUGGUGAAGUUCUUGUAGCGUUAUCAUGCCUUUACAUGAUGAGUUACAAUGGAAUGGUCGCGACUUAUGCCUGGUUAAGUGGCGGCGAGCUUCCGUCACAGCGUUUACGCAGCUAUACGUUUGGGUUGGCAGCAGCUGUGGCAUUCUUUGCCGCUUGGCUUACUACCUUCACAGCUCCCUAUUUUAUUAAUCCCGAUUCUCUAAACUGGGGCCCGCGAUACGGUUAUAUCUGGUUCCCAAGCUCAAUCGUAGCUGGUGUUUGGGUAUACUUCUUUCUACCCGAAGUCCAAGGCCGAACAUUGGAAGAGAUCGACGAAAUGUUCGAGGAGAAACUGCCCGCACGGAAAUUCAGGGGAUACAAGUGCGUUCGUCGACUUGCUAUGGAUCAAAAAGUAGAUACCCAACACGAGGAGUAA
Daldinia childiae is the source of this 1512-nucleotide messenger RNA. Its product is annotated as High-affinity glucose transporter RGT2. Bases 1 to 1512 code for a protein of 503 amino acids. The record is from RefSeq and is a predicted model, not a curated record. Gene Ontology annotation, molecular function: carbohydrate:proton symporter activity. Gene Ontology annotation, cellular component: membrane. The transcript is spliced from 8 exons. Gene Ontology annotation, biological process: carbohydrate transport; transmembrane transport. Lineage: Eukaryota; Fungi; Ascomycota; Sordariomycetes; Xylariales; Hypoxylaceae.